This is a messenger RNA of Macroventuria anomochaeta, 816 nucleotides long. RefSeq lists its product as uncharacterized. Lineage: Eukaryota; Fungi; Ascomycota; Dothideomycetes; Pleosporales; Didymellaceae. The record is from RefSeq and is a predicted model, not a curated record. The transcript has a single exon. The annotation marks the transcript as partial.
AUGGACUGUACUAUCACCGAGAAGUGUGAGGUCUAUCAGUUCAUCCUCGCUAUACAGGAAGCGUACCCAGAGUAUGCCCGCAAUCGACGCGCAGACCUUUGCCGCAACGUUAUCCCCAAGGUUGACCAAAUGUGCAACGAGCUCAAUGAUGAGGCUCGCCGCAACGACCCAGUCAAGGUCACCUACGCUACCAUGAAGCAGAAGGCAGGUAACGGCAACUAUAGCAAGUCAGGGGGUAACGGAACCAAUGGCAGCGACAACCCUCAACGUUGCAGCUACAACAACAACCACAACAACAACGGUUAUUGCAGCACUCGCAAUGGCGGCAACAACAGCCAGAAGCCGUCACAGUCCACUGACCAUUCCCGUGGCCCCAAGUGUAAGCACUGCGGUCACCCACACGCUGGUGCCGGUGACAACUGCUGGUACACCUUCCCAGAGAAGGCGCCACAAGAGUGGCGUGAGCGUAAUGCUGACAGGCUUAAGAGCAAAUCGCAGAGAGCUGGCGCCAACGCAGCCAUCGUUAGCGUCAACACUGCAAUGAAUAACUUCACUUUUGCUACUGUGCAACUCUCCGACGACGUCCUACACAAGGCCAACGACGGCGCAUACCACGAUUGUCUCAUCCUCGACACUGGUAGUACUGACCACAUCUGUAACGACUACAGUAAGUUCGUCAAAUUCAACCACAACCCCAACUACCACGCAAUUAUCAACACCAGAGCUGGUCCCAUACACAUUACACGCAAAGGUACAAUCACUGUUAUGGUUGCUACCUCUAGCGGUACCCUCCACACUGUGACAUUCAACAACAUU